AUGAUUCUGCGGCCAACGGGAUCGAUACCCAGCAUUCACAUUCGGCAGAUUGCCAAAGGAAACUUCCCGGGAAACAACGAGACAUUGGCCAUGAGCUCUGGACAUCUGGACAGCGAGGGCAAAGACUUGUGGGAGGACUUCAAAAAGCUGCCAAAUGUAAAGCGCAUUCUAUCAUUGGGUGGUUGGGCAUACUCGACAGAGCCCGCCACGUAUGGUAUUAUCCGAAAUGCCAUCGUCAAUAACAGUCAAGUUUUUGCCGGUAACUGCGCACAAUUUGUCAAGGACGAGGGCAUCGACGGUGUCGAUAUUGAUUGGAAAUACCCUGGUGCAUUUCCUUUCGACCGGAUUGCUUCUAUUGUUGACUGUAUCGUGUAUAUGGCGUAUGACUUGCAUGGCCAGUGGGAUGCCGGUAACCCCAACGCCUUUGACGAAUGCCCAUCUGGUAGAUGCAUUCGAAGUCAUGGUUCCCGUACAGAUUCAUCCGCGAAUCCUGGUCGCUGUACCAACACCAGAGGAUACCUAGCCUAUGCGGAGAUCAAAGAGGUAAAAAGAGCGGGAGUCAAUGUGAAGACGUUCCACGAUGACGACUCCAACACGGAUGUUUUGCUCUACAAUGCAGACCACGUCGGUUACACGACUCCAACAACGAAAGACACGCGACGAACAGACUGGCGGAAGCUUAAUUUCGCUGGGACAAUUGACUGGACCGUCGACUUGCAAAAAUUCUCCGAGGACGAGAUGACCAACACUGAUCAGCCUAUAUCGGGCCAAGCCUGUGUAUCGGGCCAUGACGUGACCCUAGAAACUGCCGAAAUGUGCGAGUUUGCGUGUGAACAUGAUUUCUGUCCUCCAUUCUUGUGCAUUUGCGAUGAGAAGGGAAAGCUCAAGGGUCUGCCAGCCGAGAAGAAGGACGUCGAGGGUCAUCACCUCGGCACAUUCUGCAAUGAGAGUCAGCCUCAAUGGGCAACCAUUACCUGCCCCCCGGAAGCUGGCAAACCCAAUUGGCGACAGGACGGCAAGGCGACUUUGACUUGGGCGGUACAGCAUGACGGUAACGAGUGGGAAGACAAAGCACAUCGACAGGAGCCCCAAUGUGAGAGGGACGAGUAUCCACCCGCAUAUCCCAUGAAUAUGCAAGACGACGCUUGGAAAUGGGGCGGGCAGCCGCAGGGCAAUGGGCAGCUCGUCCGCUUCCUCCCCGCCAAACAGAACCAGAAGGCCGGGAAACUUUGGCAGGGCAUCUGCUUCGAGGGGCCUGUAGGGGCCAUUUCAGACACAGACUUGGUAAAUCGCGUCAGGAAUACGCCAGCCAAGCAGCAGGACGUUUUCAAGGACGCCGACAAACCGCCACCUUUGCCGAGAUUACAGUUGCCCAAAGACCACGAUGGCAAAUGGCGCAAACCCACUCCCCAACGAUGGCGUCCGUGGCCUUGCAUCUAG
Metarhizium acridum CQMa 102 is the source of this 1440-nucleotide messenger RNA. Lineage: Eukaryota; Fungi; Ascomycota; Sordariomycetes; Hypocreales; Clavicipitaceae. The record is from RefSeq and is a predicted model, not a curated record.